Messenger RNA from Coregonus clupeaformis (lake whitefish), 1791 nucleotides. RefSeq names its product zinc finger protein OZF. The coding region runs from base 123 to 1415 and encodes 430 amino acids. The record is from RefSeq and is a predicted model, not a curated record. Gene Ontology annotation, cellular component: nucleus. NCBI's taxonomy places the organism in Eukaryota, Metazoa, Chordata, Actinopteri, Salmoniformes, Salmonidae. The transcript has 2 exons.
UAGAACAUGGAAGUUGGGUUGGGAACGAGUUUGUUUUGAUUUUGAACAUUAUUUUUGUGGAGUAAAGAAAGACCACUGAACGAACUGAAUAGGCUAGCUACGCAACUCUCAAUCGACUGAAAAUGUCUAAACUACAGUUGUUGCGUGUGUUUUUAAAUGAGCGUUUAACGGCGGCUGCUGUGGAGAUUUUCGGGGCAGUUGAGAAAACGGUAGUGGAGUACCAGGAGGAGAAUGAUUGGCUACGGAGACUACUGCAGAUAACACCAGAGAUACAACUAUGUAGAAUAGACUCCCUGCAGCUCUCUGUCUCUGAAGAGGAGGUUCCCCCUGAGCAGCAGCACUGUGAGCAGGAGUGGAGCCCCAGUCUGGGGCAGGAGGACCCAGAGCCCACACAGAUUAAAGAGGAACAGGAGGAACUCAGGACCAGUCAGGAGGAAGAGCAGCUUCAAGGGCUGGAGGCUGAUACCAUAGAGUUCAUAUUCACUCCUUCCUGUGUGAAAAGUGAAUGUGAUCAGGAGGACCCACUUCAGUCCUUGAAUCUUCCCCAAACCCAGACUGUGGAGAACAGAAAAAGAGACUCUAAACCAGUGGAUGUCAAACCUGUUGGCACUGUGACCCACAUUAAGGGUCUUUACAUUCCCUGUGACCCUCCAGAUAAUAAAAACAAUGCCUCCAGCCACAGGUCAGCCGUAAGCAAUGACCCAGUAGGACUUGACAGCAGCCCACCAUUGGAUCCCAACCGUGACUGUGGUGAAACGUUUUCUCUGAAAGCUGACCUGCAGAGGCAUGCGACUCUCACCAAGAAGAGACUCAGCGAAUGCCGCUUCUGCAAUAAAUGCUACAACUCCACCUGUAAACUGGAAGCCCAUGUCAGACUCUGUCACAGUGGGAAACACUGCACCUGCCCUGUUUGUGGCAAGACCAUCAAAUACAAAGGAGAUCUGUCCAGGCACAUGAGUAUUCACACAGGAGAGAAACCAUUUAGCUGUGGUGACUGUGGAAAAAGCUUCAAUCAGAAGGGGAACCUGAACUUGCACAAACUGACUCACACGGGAGAGAAACCAUUUAGCUGUGGUGACUGUGGGAAAAGCUUCUAUCAGAAGGGAGACCUAAGGAAACAUAUACAGACUCACACACAAGAGAAACCAUUUAGCUGUGGUGACUGUGGGAAAAGGUUCUAUCAGAAGGGGAACCUUACAGAUCAUAUACGGACUCACACAGGAGAGAAACCAUUUAGCUGUGGUGACUGUGGGAAAAGCUUCAAUUUGAAGGGGAACCUAAGGAAGCAUAAACUGACUCACACAGGAGAGAAACCAUUUAGCUGUGGUGACUGUGGGAAAAGCUUCACUCAGAAGUCUAACCUGCUGACCCAUGUGAAAAACAUCCACAAAGGAAGAAAACUGGAUGAAAACUGAAAGAAGAAAAUAAAAUUAAAAGGCAGGAUGUGGACAACAAAAGCAAACAACUCUGGAUCAUUCAUGCUGUGGCUUUCAGAUAAAUACAUGUGUGGUGAAUAUACUUUUGUAUGUAAAUAGCUUUCUAUGUAAAUAAAGUUUGAUUUGAUUUCAAUGAUGAUGUAAUAAUCAAACAGUUCAGAGUAUACUAUCUGCAAGUGAUGUCAUCCUCCUCUAAUCUUUUGAAUUGGCCUGACGGUUAUAUCAGCAAAUUCGUGAAAAUGUGGUCAUUUAAGAUGGAUAUACAAUUAUAUUUGUGGAUGAAUUUACUUCUGACAGAUAUAUUUUAUGACGUUUUUGCGUUUUAGAAUGUCUCUAAAUGUAUUGAGAGAAUGGU